UUAUUAUAUAUUAUAUUUAUAAAAUAUUUUGAUUUAUAAAUUAAUUAAUUUAUAAAUUAUUUUACUACAAAAUACUAAAAAUACAAUUUUAAAAAUAUUAUUUUUAAUCAUAAUUAUUUUCAUAAAUUUUAAUCUAAAUUUAGAUAUUACUUAUUUUAUUUAUAUAUAUAUUAGAGUAUAUAUUAUAUUAUACAUAUAAUUAUUAUUUAUACUCCAAAGGGUAUAGAAAUAGGUAUAGAAAUAUAAAAAAUAAUUAACAAUUAUUAUUAGUUAUUUUUCUUUAAUAAUUAAAUAAUUAUUAUUUUAUGUUAAGUGAAUAAACACAGUUCAUUUUGCUGCUUUGCUGCUGUUAAAAAUAUAAUAUAAAGAUAUAUAAAAAUACAACUAAUUGAGAAAAUGGAUAAGUUUAAAAGGAUGAAUGUAAUAAUGAUAAAAAUUUGCUUCAAAAAACAAAAAUUAUUUUAUUAUAUAAAAAAAUUAUAUUUAUGUAUUUCAUGUAACAGCAUACAAUUUUCAUAGUAAAAUUAUAUAAUUUUUAUAAUAUAUAUAAGAAGUGAUAUUACAAAUCGUAAUAUUACUAGUAUUUAAAUAAUUUAAUUCAUAGCAUUUAAAUGAUUUAAAGAUAAAAAUAUUUUCAAAACAGAAUAAAAGUAAUAAAAUAAGAAGAAAUUUUUUUUUAUUAAUAAGAAUUUAGGAAUUUAAUAAACUAAUUAAAAUUAAAAAUUAAGAACUUUUAAUUACUGAUUAAUUUAUAUUGAUUAUGAAUCAUAUAAUAAUUGAAUAAUUAUAAAUAAUAAAGAAAAAUAGAGAAAAAGAGCUAAUUUUAUAAUUUAAUAAAUAAAUAAAAAUAAUUUUAAACAGAAAAUUAAUUCUGUAAAAUAAAAAAUUUAAAAGUAUUGGAUUAUUUAUUGGGGCAAUAUUUUUAUUAUAAUUACAUUCAUUUCAUCGAACUAUGCAAUCAUCUUUCUCGUUGAUUACCCUUUGAUGUGUUCAGUCUAGUGGAGAUAUACAUUACAUUUAAGAUGUUUAUAUAUCUUUAAAAAUCUACGAUUUUUUUGCUACGAAUUUCAUAAUUUGAGUGAAUUAUGUGUAUAAGAUAAAUAUCGAUAAAAUAAAAAUUAUUUCCCUAACAUUUAAUUUAUAAUAUUUAUUAAAAUUUGAAAUAUAGAAUUAAUAAAAAAAAAAGAAUAGAUCUGUUUGAAGUUUUUAAUUUUUUUCACCGUAGCCGUUAUCACGGAUAAGUAUUUAAGAAAAUGAUAAUAAAAGAAAUCAUAGUAUUAGUAUAUGGAAAGUAAUAUUGGUAAUAAUUAAAAAAAAUAAAAAUUUUUUUUAAAUAUAGUCUUCUAUUGCGCCUAUCAUAAUACCAAGAAUUUCAAAUUAUUCAUUCUACUGUGUCUCUAGAAUGUUAUAAAUGAUUCUGCAUCAAGUUAUAUUCUAUAAUAUAUCUUGAUAUAUAUAUAUAUAUACAUACAAUGUGUUAAAAAUUAAAUUUAAUUUAUUCAAAAUCCUUAUAAUUUAAUAAGAAUUAAUUAUGUAUAUUUUUAAUAUUAAAAUUACCACAUUAUAGUUACAAUGAGUCUGAUAAUGAAUUCCUAGAUUUUAUUUGGAAUUUAAAACAUUUUUUUACAUAAAAUAUUCUAUAUUAUUAUUUAAAUGUAAUUAAAAUUUUUGUUAUUAUUUUUUUAUAAAAUUUUGAAACAUAAACGAAUUUUUCUGCGUAUAUAUAAAUACCCAUAGAGAAAAAAGUUAAAAUUACUUAAUAUUUAAUGCGCAAAUUUGAAAAUGUUUUUAUAAUUAUCACAAUUUACAUUAAUUAUUAUUAAAAAUAUUAAUAUAAUAAAUACAAUUUUUUAUUAUAUAUUAUAUAUUAUUUUUUGAAAUUAUGAAAUCAAUAAUAGAGAAAUCAUGAAAAGAAAUAAUGAUAAACAUCGAACUAACAUACUAAGUUAUGAAUUAUCUUUGAUAAUUAUUAGGUAUUGAGAUAAUUGAAUGCAAAAGAAAAACAAAAAAAAAAGAAUAUAAGAUGAUGAAACGUAAUAUUUUAUAAUUUGUUGUAAUUUUAAAUAAAAAUAUAUCCAAACUUUUUUUUGCGAGGAAAACAAUUAUUCAUUUCCUUAUAUGUGUAUAUAUAGAGAAUUCAUGAGUAAUAAUAAAUUUUUUAAUUAAAUUUAAAUAAAACAGACAUGAUAUGAUUUUACAUAGUAUAUAAUGUAGAAAUAAGAUACAGUUGUAAAAUCAGCACUUUACAAAUAAUAUUACAUUUUAAAAAAACAAAAGUAUACAUAUAAAAGCCAUAUUCAGAUAUACGUAUCCACCUGUAAACAAAUUCUGUAAAAAUCAAAAUCUCUCUUCUCGUAAUCAUAAUUCGUGUGUUCAUUAAAUUCGACUAUAUCUUGAAAAAAAUGUGUUCAUUAUAUAAUAAAUCACUUUCUAUAUGCAUACAGUCACUUAAUGAAAAAAGGUACAAGCUGGACUUAAAAUAAAUUUGAGAAAUGUUCAAGAUUCAAGACUCUUGUAGUUCAAACGGUACAAAAAUUUGAAUUAUUUAAUUGUUCAUCUAAUGAUCAAAAUAUUGUAAUAUAUUUAUCUAAAUAGAUUUAGAAUAAUGUCUUUAUUGCUUAUUUGUUAAAUAUUAUAAAAUAAUAUAAGUUGUAUUAAAAUAUUUGUGUCACUAGGCUAUCAUUUAAUUGUAAUAAAUCAGUACUUUACAUAAAUUAUUCGUUAACUACUCUUUGUUAUAUAUACAAGGUGUUAAUAUAUUUAUUAUUAAUUAAUUAUGGGAUACCUUUGAAAGGUCAAUUUUAGAGAUUAUAAAUAUAAAAAUUAGUUUACAAAAAUAUUAGUUCAGAGUUACUUAUUAAAUUAUAAAUAAUUCAAGUUUCUCUUAAAAACGAAGCAGAAUUAGGGCGAAACGGCGAGAUAGAACUCUCACUUUAUAACACCCUGUAUAUACAUAUACAUAUAUAAUUUUACAUUAAUUUAUUUACUUUAUUGAAUUAUUGUAUCAUUGUAUGUAGGUAAUUUAAAAGAUAAAAUUUGUUAAUAAAAAAAAUACUUUAGAUAUUAAUAAAAAAUUUUAAUAUAAUUUGGUAUUAAAAUUUUAUAACAUAAUAAUAUAUAAUUUAAUAUAAUAUUUCUAAAAUUGGAUAUUAUAACAUUAUUACAUGUAAUAUUUUAUUAUUUUUAAAUUUUAUAAUUUUAUAAAUGCAUAUAUAAAAAAUUUUCAAAUUUGAAUAACAUAUAAAAUUUAAUAUAAAAAUUUACUAUAAAAAUAUAUAGAUAAAAAUAUGUACAUACACAUGAAAUUCGAAAAUUUCAUAUGAUAUAUCAUCAUGCAUAUACUAUACAUCAGCGUGACACCAUUUAGAUAUAAUAUACUAGAUAAUAACUAGAUAAUAAUUUAAUAUAUUUAAAUUUUCUCUCAAAAUUUAUACAUAUCAAUCGUAUUUUAUUAAGAACUAUGUUGUUAUAAUACAUUUUUUAUUAACAUUCUUCUUUUUUAAGCAACUUAAAUAAAAUAAUCAUAGGUAUUUUUAACAGAAUACGUUACUUCCAAAAGGAUUACUUACAUAAAACACUCGCGUGUACACACAUGCGCAGACAUGCCUAACCUUCAAUACAUAUUUUUUCCAUUAAGGUACAUAUGUAAUAUUUGAAAUAAAUGAACAAUAUGGGUAUACAUAUUUAACGAUCGAUAAACAAUCAAAUUAUUCCUUCAAAUUAUACUCGGAAAAUAUUUUCAUGUGUUACAAGUGAAUAUAGUUUACAAGUGAAAAUAAAAGAUAAAGUCAUAAAGAAUUAAUGUAUAAAAUUAAUAAUUGACAAGAGAAGAAAAAAUAUUUUAAUUUCGGUGAAAGCUAAAAAAUAAAAAAGUAAAACCAAAGAACGCAAUAAUGAGUGUUUGUUUUCCAGUUCUGUUUCGGCAUUCGCUUAAAACGUAAUCAAGUACACCAAGAAUUGUGACGGAUUACGAUCCAUCACGAUAGUCAGAAAUAGGCAAGAGGAGCAAAGAGGACACGUAAAAGAUGGCGGAAGCCGUUGUAGACGGGGCAAUGUCCCGAUUUUUUUGUCACAAAUGCAGUAUCGAAAUUGAACGUUUAUUACCUGAUUACACAUGCCCAAGAUGCUCAAGUGGUUUCAUAGAGGAAUUGGAAAGUGACAGCAGUGAUAGUGGAUCUGGAAUGCACAUCAAUAGUGACAUAGAUGAUCUUUGGGAACGCUAUGCAGAUGUUCCUCUGAGGGGGGAAUAUGAGAUGGAAUUUUCCAAUCAAUUUGAAACACCAGUUAGUUCUAGCAGAAAUAAUGGUCCUGCUGGUAGAAGACGAGUUCAUUGGUCACGUAAUGCCCAAGAUACACGUCGCUCUAAUAGCAGUCGUGGAAGACAGGAAGUAGUUCCUGUAUCUGUAGAGAACUUCAUACAAGAUUUUAUACUUAAUCUCUCAGAAGGAGUAGCACAAGCUGCACAACUACCUGUAUUCAAUAUUAGACUGUUCUUGGGAAAUCCUGGAGAUUAUGUUUGGGGUCAAGAUGGCUUAGAUGCGAUUGUAACACAAUUAUUAAAUCAAAUUGAUGGAACUGGACCACCUCCUUUACCAAGAAAACAAAUUGAUGAAAUACCAACUGUAACUGUGAAUCAAUAUCAUGUUGAUAGUAAACUUCAAUGUUCCGUUUGUUGGGAAGAUUUCAAACUUUCUGAACCAGUUAAGCAACUUCCUUGUUUACAUCUAUAUCAUGCACCAUGCAUUGUACCAUGGUUAGAAUUGCAUGGUACUUGCCCUAUUUGUAGACAGCAUUUGGGAAGUCAGAAUUCAACCGAAGUACAUCAGGAUAAUACCGUAGGACGUAGCUUAGUCGCUCUCUUUAGGGCAACCAAUGAAUCGAACAAUACUAGAACAUCAUCAACUUCAUCCUCGAGUGGUAAUAAUUCCAGUAGUAACUCGUCGAGUGAGAUUUGAGAUUGAUUAUCACGACUUAUUAUUUUCUCUACCUAGCAGGACACACAAAUAUACACACACAACACGCAUCUAUUUUUCACUUUUUUCAAAUUUGUUUUCUGGCACUAUUCAUUUGAGCGAUGCUCAUAUAUACUUCAUCAAUAUUGUAUCUCGAUACUAAUAUAAAUUUCAAGCUUUAUACUUCAAUUCAUGAUGUAAUAUGAAUCACACAAAAAAUAAUGCAGUAUCAAAUUACAACUUGCAUGUGUUGCUUUGCUUGAAUUAUAAUGAAAUAUGAACAUUAAAAGUUAAAGAAAGACGUGCGUAUUUAUAGUUGAAAUAAUCCUUAUUGCUAUAUAUAUGUAUAUAUUUAUUUAUGCGCGCGCCCAGACAUUAUUUUAUAAUUUGCAAAAACAUGCAAUUCAUGGAAUUUUCUAAACAAAUUUGUCCAAAAUUUAUAUAAGAAGAGAAUGUAUGUUUCUUUAUAAAAAUUUAAAUUUGGAUGUUUAAUAAAUUUAACAUAACACAAUGAUGUUUACAAAAAGAAAAAAAAAUACACUGUAACAUAAUCUAAGCGUAGGAAGUGUGUUAUACAUAAAAAUAAUAGAACAAAUAUUAGUGGUUUUAAUUAUGUACAGUUUAACUGAACAUUUAUGCACGUGAUUAGAGCAUCAAAUUCAUAUUCAGCAUACUUUUUUCAUUUAUAUGAUUUUAAUUUUUGAUGUCACUUAAUUAUAUCAUAUUUCUUUGAGUUUAAAAAUUGUUAAAAAAUUAGUCAUAUUAUUCUUAUUUACAUAGUUUUCUUGAUGUUCGCAUCAAUAUUGCUUUAUAAGGAGUCACUCAUAUUUUAUUUUGACUAUUAAUAAAUAUUCAAUUUAGUUAUAUAUAAUACUGAUGCAUAAAGUAUACAAGAAUAAGCUGUAAAACAAGAUUAGUUAAACAAAAUUACAAAUUACAAAAAUCCAAUGAAAAUUAUGAAAAAUAGGAAGGUAAAUGAGCUAUAAUAUUUGUGUUUGAAGUUGUAUUUUAUUUUUCUUAAAAUGGUUGUAUAUUACGCUAUAUAAUUUAUGCUACUCUCUUUUUAUCAUAAAAUCAUACAUAAAUAUAUCAACUAUUAGUAUAGUAUUGUUUAUUUAUAUUCAAAUUUCUACAGGUUUGGUACAGAUGCAAAUUUGAUCGUCCAUAAUUCACAGUUGGUAAUUAAAAUAUAUUAGGUAUAAUAAUAUGGUAGAUAAUGUGAAUAGCAUUUAGAUACGAUUACGUAUCAUGUUAAACUUUAUAGAUUCCAAUAUAGUAUACAAUUCAGGUAAUAAUUAUCUGCAAUAUGAAUAAACAAACACUAUUUCGAUUUGCCAUAUUAUAUAGUAUGUAAUAAACUUUAAUGUUGUUGUUCUUAUAGAUCAGUGAAAUUUAAUUUGUUUCCAUGAUAUGUAUAACAAAAUACAAAAAAUCAUUAAUUUUUUGUAUUGUCUGUUUUUAAAUAUAAUGAGUGGGGAAAAUGAAAGAUUGUAAUUAAAAAAAAAAAGAAGAUUGUAUUCAAUUUACAUAAUUAAAUAUUACUUAAUUGCAAAAUAAUUGUAAACAAGCUUGAUAAUAAAUAAAUGGUUUUUGUUUAGAAAA
This is a messenger RNA of Apis cerana (Asiatic honeybee), 6554 nucleotides long. It is a transcript of the gene Iru, whose product is annotated as E3 ubiquitin-protein ligase Iruka. Lineage: Eukaryota; Metazoa; Arthropoda; Insecta; Hymenoptera; Apidae. Gene Ontology annotation, biological process: ubiquitin-dependent protein catabolic process. Gene Ontology annotation, molecular function: ubiquitin protein ligase activity. Gene Ontology annotation, cellular component: nucleus. The record is from RefSeq and is a predicted model, not a curated record.